Messenger RNA from Nelumbo nucifera (sacred lotus), 2972 nucleotides. RefSeq names its product transducin family protein / WD-40 repeat family protein. The record is from RefSeq and is a predicted model, not a curated record. Gene Ontology annotation, biological process: cellular response to UV-B. NCBI's taxonomy places the organism in Eukaryota, Viridiplantae, Streptophyta, Magnoliopsida, Proteales, Nelumbonaceae. Gene Ontology annotation, molecular function: protein binding. Gene Ontology annotation, cellular component: Cul4-RING E3 ubiquitin ligase complex.
GGGAGAGAGAGAGAGAGAGAGAGAGAGGGCAGGGAUGCAGUUGAUGUCUACGUCGCGCAUAUCCAUUAAUGAGAUGACACCUCUGUUUCUUACAUUACUUAGAUUGUAAUUUUUUAAUAUAUAAAUAUGUAAUAAAUAUUGAAUUAGAAACCGGCGAUUUCCUCCCGGACUUAGCCGCUGUUCACAAAUAGAGAAGAACAAAAAGGAAAAGAAGGGCCGCCAUGGUUAUCGAUCUCUCUACAUUAGAAGCUAGUUUAAUGGCAAUCAAAAAUAUCCAAGAGAUGAUGUACAAAAUUGUAUUCCACUAUUCUAGCUUCAUUCCCCUCCCCUCCAGCGAAAGGAAAGGGAAAGAAAAGCUGUCAAUUGAUAUGUUGAUUCUUGCAAAAUCCAAGGUGUGCCGCCAAAUUCUGCAAUUUUAUCAGCUUUCUUUAAGUUUAAUUUUUAUUCAGGCCAAACUUCAAAAAUCUCAUCAUGAGCCAUGUAUCAUAGAGGUUGUCUUGGACCAGCUGAAAGAUUCUGAUUUUCCUUCAUUAAUUGAAGUGUUCUCGGUAAUUGACUCGUCUGAGAUUGAUGCGGUAGACAUAUUUCAUGAAUCGCUGUGUAUAUUGGAUGGACAGUCUGUCUUAUCCUUGAUGUUUGAAAUCAAUCAGAAGCUUCGAGUUGUUGAUCUUCAAGAUUUGUCAUUUGACAAGGACUUCCUUAGGGAUCUUUUAUGCAGAGGUUUGACAUGCCAAGUAUUAAACUUGAGGUCUUCCCACAUCAGAAAACUGAACAUGGCAGGGAAAUUCAUGCAGUUACACACUCUUAAUCUCGAUUUUAGUACUUCACUCACUAGUUUCCGGGAAGAUUGCUUUUCUUGCAUGCCAAGUUUGAUGUGCCUCUCAAUGUGUGAAACAAGAGUUGCUAAUCUGUGGACAACUAGUGCUGCACUAGCAAAACUUCCUUCUUUGGUGGAACUUAGGUUUCAAAAUUGUUUGUGCUGCAAUAAUACUGGGCCAUGUCCUGCAUCAAUCAAUGAGAAAGCAACCAUUUUUGAUCAUGACAAAAUUGAUUCGGCUCGGCUGGAUUUACACCACUUUUCUGUGACAUCAUCCAUUAAUCGUGGAGAUAUAUCUGGCACAGAAGACACAUUUAGGAAUUUGCUUUCUUUGAAUGAUCUGGUUAUGACCCAAGAUAUUGAAACUACAGCUGAAGAAUCAUCAGAUGAUAGCGAUUUGGACUUCUCAACCCCUCAGCAGAGAAUUGGCUUGGUAGAGUUACUGUCUAAUGUCUUUCCUGUGUUGACUGGACAUACUGCUUUGCCAAAUGAGGUUUCUUCUGGUACAUUGUUGACUAAAGAGGAAAAAGAGUCUUUUGCAGAUUCCCCCAACUUGAGUCAUAGGAAAGAUGCUGCACAUAUUGCUCUAAAGAAGUACAUUUCACAUCAUCCAUCACCUAUUUGCUUUGAGAAGCACUACAGAGAAUACAUGAUAGCUUCAUUGCCCCGCCUGAAAGUUUUGGAUAAUUUGCCCAUCAAAAUAUCAGACAGGAAAAUGGCCAAGAUUAUUUUUUCACAACACUAUGAACAUUUACCAUAUAACCGGCAAUGCAAAGAGAGUGUUGUUAGUAUCUUGCAGAACCGUGAAAUAGGACCGAGUACUACUCAUUUGCAAAACUCUUCCAGGACAAAGCAGCCAUAUUCUUCUAGAAAGAGUCAAUAUUUUUUUCCCAGGUCAAUUGGCGCUGCUAAAGUUGGUUCUGCUGCAUGGCCACUCUUACAUCCAAUUUCUAAAUUCAAUGACAUUUUGGGGGAAGAGAGUAAAAGCUUUCGUCCACGGCAAUUUGAGUAUCAUCCAAUUGAUCCCAGUCUUAUGGUUUUUGGUACUUUAGAUGGUGAACUAGUUGUUAUCAACCAUGAGAAUGGGAAACUCGUUAGAUAUCUACCAUCAAUGGGAAUGCUUAACAGUGUUUUAGGGCUCUGCUGGCUUAAAAAGUAUCCUUCUAAGCUUAUUGCUGGUUCUGAUAAUGGUUCCUUGCAUUUAUACGAUAUCCAUCAAAUGGCCUCUACAGUUACAGACAGAUACAGCUAUGUGGGUUCAGUUACUUUUGAUGAUUUUGAGCAAUUGACUUCAGUUCAUGUCAAUUCAACGGAUGAACAAUUUCUUGCAAGUGGAUAUUCGAAAAAUGUGGCUCUAUAUGACAUAAACAGUGGGAAACGCUUACAGAUAUUCACUGAUAUGCACCAGGGGCAUAUCAAUGUUGUUAAGUUUGCCCACCAUUCGCCCUUUAUAUUUGCUACUUCAUCAUUUGAUCAGGAUAUCAAAUUGUGGGACUUGAGGCAGAGGCCACUGCAGCCUUGCUACACGGCUUCAAGUUCAAGAGGAAAUGUAAUGGUGUGCUUUUCUCCUGAUGACCACUAUCUGCUUGCAUCAGCUGUUGACAAUGAGGUUAAGCAACUUUUGUCAGUGGAUGGAAGGCUUCACAUGAAAUUUGACAUCACUCCAACAGGAAGUUCCCAUAAUUAUACUCGUUCUUAUUACAUGAAUGGAAGGGAUUACAUUAUUAGUGGGAGCUCUGAUGAACACGUUGUCCGUGUUUGCUGUGCUCAAACUGGAAAGAGGCUCAGGGAUAUUUCUUUGGAGGGUGGGGGCUCAUCAAAUUCUAUGUUUGUACAGUCAUUGAGGGGUGAUCCUUUUAGGGAUUUCCACAUGAGUGUCCUAGCAGCCUAUAUGCGCCCCAGCUCAAAGUCUGAUAUCAUUAAGGUCAACUUACUAGAACCCAGCAGCUAUUCCAAAGAGUGCUCCUAUUGUCAGCACUGUUGUCCUUCCUACAGUAAAGGAGGUUGAUUAUAUGUAUCAACUUGUAUUCCAAUGUUGUAAAUAAUUUUGUAUAGAAAUUCCUUGUGUUGAUAUCACAUUGGUGUUUUAGUCUAUUAAUGGAUACAGAACAAAAUUCAUGUCUGCUCCUAAUUUUAAAUAGAUGAUAUUUGUGUA